This is a messenger RNA of Rhincodon typus (whale shark), 2567 nucleotides long. RefSeq names its product tumor necrosis factor alpha-induced protein 3-like. The transcript has 7 exons. Gene Ontology annotation, molecular function: zinc ion binding; DNA binding. Lineage: Eukaryota; Metazoa; Chordata; Chondrichthyes; Orectolobiformes; Rhincodontidae. The coding region runs from base 1 to 1791 and encodes 596 amino acids. The record is from RefSeq and is a predicted model, not a curated record.
AUGGAAUCAGAAAGAGAAGGGAACAGUCUCCUACAUUCUGUCUCUCUAUACAUGUGGGGUGUUCAGGAUACAGACCUUGUCCUGCAGAAAAUUUUCCAUGAGGCAUUGGUGAAAACCCAUGAUACAAACUUCAAAUUACGAUUACAGACAGAAUACAGAAAAGACCAGGGAUUUCUCGAUCCAGAUUUGCUCCAUCAGCCAAAGAUCUGGGAUCAAGAAUGGCAGAAUGUGAUUGAAUCAUCCAAUCCUGCGUCUCCUGCAGGCCAUCCUUUUGCAAACAUUUAUCAGGAUGUCCACAUCUUUGUGUUAGCCAACAUCGUCAGGAGACCCAUAGUUGUUGUAGUUCCAUCAAACUACAUCAGGUUGUAUAUUAAUCCUUUGCCUGACGAUCUUAACUUGGUUCAAGAUUAUUUCCAGCUGGUUAAUCACCAGUACAAAUUCUGGCAGCAAAACACAGACAAAGAAAGAAGUGGGAGAAAUGAAGAUGAACUUGCUUUUCUCUCCAAUCUGUCUAUUGUGGGAGACAAAUGUUUAACUCCUGGAUGCACAUACUUUUGCUCAAAAUUCACAAAGCCAUUCUGUCACACAUGUCAUGAUGCCUUCCAAAAAGAAGAUGUCUCUUUGGGGGCCAACAAUUGUAAACAAAGUGGUGUCCAAGGAGACGAUGUGAAGGAGUUAGAGUCCGAAAGUCCAACAAUCUUUGGAUUGCAAGACAGCAGGAAAACCCCAUCAACUCCCCCAAAAGCAGCACCACCAUCAUCAUCCAAUAAUCACAUCUGCAGUAAGACCAAUGCCCUCAAAUGCAAAACAUCUCAUUGUCCAUUCACUGGAAAUGGAAUAAUGAAUGGAUUUUGCCCAAGUUGCUUCCAAGGAAGAAGUGGCCACAUUCCAGAGGAUGGCAGUAACUCUGAUCCACAUUUUCCAAAAGUGGCAGAUGAAUUUGUGGAGCAAGGGAUGGAUUUGUGGGGAGAAAGUUGCAACAGUUGCAAACAAGUGAUAAGGACAUUCAAUGGUUUGUGUUUCUCUUGCUCAGAGAUGAGGGAUUCACUCUCAAAGUCACAGACCAGAACCAAGCAAAUUCCUUUAGGGUCACCGCAAGCUGCCACGGCCAAGAGUAGCAGGUAUGGACCACUCCUUCACCAGGAACAGAGACAGAAGUUCAGUCAGCUGAAUGAAUCUGCAAAAUGCAGAAAUCCAAACUGCCAGUACUUUGGGACUGAAGAACAGAAUGGAUUCUGUACUGCAUGUUUCUUUAGAUAUGUGGAAGAAAUUGGAGCAUCUGCUGAGCAGGAUCCAAACCAGCAAGUCAAUCAUUCUCCAACUGCUCCCAAUGAGAACCUUGCUCAGAUUUCAUCCCACCUUAAAAACAUGUCAGUUUGUUCUAAAGCUGAGUGUAGCAUGCUUGCCAAUCCAGUGUACAGUGGAUAUUGUGAAAAAUGCUAUGUUAAUGCACAGGGUAAGCAUUCACAAAGAAUCAAGUCUGGCAAUGAUGUUCCUGCAGAUCAACAGACUUGGAGUCCUAUGGUGCCGAAUAACCCAUCGAAUGUUCAGGGAUUAUCUGACAGAACGACCAACAAACUCUUUGAGGUGGAGUUAGUGACAAGCGGCAACAGCAGCGAUGGAGGUUGUUUGCAGUGCUCUCAGAUUCGCAUUUUAUCAUCAUCAGAUCAACAGAACCUGGAGUCAAAAAGAAACCUUUGUAGAACUCAGGACUGUGUGCACUUUGGGAAUGCAAAAUGUGAUGGAUACUGUAAUGCUUGUUUCACUACUUUACAGAUGCACAGAAAGUAGAUAUUCUGGGACAACAGACAGGGGAUACCAGCUGAUUUUGUCCUCUCCCCAGUUGUUCAUUGCCAAUUUUCUCAUUGUAAUGCAGUCCAUAUCACAGUUGAGCAUCUAGCAAAAGACCAAUUUCUUUCAGAAAAAACAAAGCUGAAAAAAUAGUUUGCAAUUUAUUUAAAAUUCAAAGUACAUGGGAUUGAGGACAGUGACAUAGAUAAAGAACUGGUUGGCAGACAGGAAACAAAGAGUAGGAAAAAAUGGGUCAAUUUUCUGAGUGAAGUUUUUCAUUUUUCUGAGCCAGUGAUUAGUGGGGUACCGCAGGGAUCAGUGCUUGAACCCAGCUGUUCACAAUCUAUACAUUAAUUAUUUGGAUGAGGGAACUAAAUGUUACAUCUCCAAGUUUGCAGACCACACAAAGCAGGGUGAAAGCGUGUAUUGCAAGGGGGAUGCAAAGAUGCUUCAGUGUGAUUUGGACAAAUUAUGAGUUAGGUAAAUGCAUAGCAGAUUAAGUAUAAGGUGGAUGAGUGUCAGGUUAUCCACUUAAGUCAUAACAAUAAAAAAGCAGAUUAUUAUCUGAAUGCUAGUAGAUUGGGAAAGGGGGAGGUGCAAUGAGAUGUGGGUGUCCUUGUGCACCAGUUGCUAAUGGUAAGCAUGCAGGUGCAGCAGGUAAUAAAGGAGCUAAAUUCUCUGUUGGGCUUCAUAGUGAGAGAAUUCGAGUACAGGAGCAGCAAUGUCUUGCUACAAUUGUACUGGGCCUUGGUGAGACCAGGCCUGGAGUAUUGUGU